Anopheles merus is the source of this 5561-nucleotide messenger RNA. It is a transcript of the gene FAM21, whose product is annotated as WASH complex subunit 2. The coding region runs from base 493 to 5292 and encodes 1599 amino acids. The transcript is spliced from 4 exons. The record is from RefSeq and is a predicted model, not a curated record. Lineage: Eukaryota; Metazoa; Arthropoda; Insecta; Diptera; Culicidae.
UUUUUUGUGUGUAGUUGUGACGGUUUUUGACGUUUCGAGCGAGGGAUGGCCGACACAACUACACACAAGCCUGACAGCACAACAAAGUGACCAAUACGCGAAACGAAAAUACAAAAUAGUGCCCUAAAAUAACAUUGUAUUUUUGGAGAGAGCAUUAAAACGAUGAAUAUUGGCAGACGCUAGCAGCAUUGUUCACCAAAUUGUGCUGUAAUUGGCUUUGGAAAGCUUGUUGCAGGAGUGUUAUUCGUUGUUGCAAGCGAGCGAAAGCUAGAUGCAUCGACCAGAUCGAAGAUAGCUCGUAAUCGUAGGGCUCUGGCAACCUUUCAACUGCAGCCGAAAUGGUUGUUCCCUGAUAGUGCUGACGAAAACGGGAGGAAGGUAGAAAACCAUCGUGAUCGUGCAAAAUUGUACUACAAAUUAGCGGUGUGAAAGCAGUCCGGAAGGGGGCGAUUGAAUUCCUUCAAAAUCGUCGCCCCAGUGCUAAAGCGCAAAAUGGCACUCACACCGGACGAGCUGCGGCAGCGUAUUGCGAACUGGUCACUUGAAUCGGACGGCCAACUGUUGCAGUACAUGGUAUCGAUCGCGAAGAACAUCGAGGAUAAAUGUAGCAAAACUCGGGAUAAUCUCAACAGCUUGAUGCUGCAAGUGAACCAAACGGAAGUGAAGUUAGCUACCGCGACGAAUCAGUUUUCCGCCGUGGAGCAGGUGAAGUUUGUUGAAAAUCGUGUGGAAGAGGAUGAUGAGAGCUUCUACGGGCUGCGAAGACGCCGGCAGCAGGUAGACGAGCCCCGGAAGGACACGCAACAGGAAGACGGUGACGAGCGGACGAUGGAUGAUCUGAUUCAGCUGGCCGUUGAACGAUCGAUAGAAGGCAUGUAUAAAUCAUACGAAAAGGUCACCCUCCAACUGACGGACAGUGAGUCGAGUGACGACGAUGAUCUACCCACCAGCACACGGUUAACGGACCCGGCGGAACUGACCGCCGGCAAGGCAACGAUAAUGCGAGCCGUACCAAAGUAUUCCUUCAUCGAGCGACCCUUGCCGCACGUGAUCGGGUCGAAGGAGUGGCAAAAUAAGUGGCACGUGGGACUGAUUGAUUCUGAGGAUGAGUCGAGCUCGGAUCGGAAAGAGGAGUACUCCGAAUCACCGAGCGAAACGGACGAUGGGGGAAUGUUUCCAUCUCAACCGAACAGUAAAAACCAUACACCGUCGGAAUCGGAAAGCUCCAUCUGGGGUGCGGAAGGUCGCAAGCGAGCCCCAUCGAUGGAUCCCAGCGUAACCGGGGACGAUGGAUCGUCUGUGUAUUCGUACGCGAGCUCAUCGAAGGUGCCUCGUCCGUUGCCAGUGGUGGCAGCACGUGGAAUUUCAUCGGAGGGCGCGAGACUGAAACCACCCAGCCUGUUCCCGGAGGAACCACCUGAGGAAGAUGUACGGCGCAGAGGGGAACGUGGGCUGUUCGAUGACUCGCCGGAAGAGGAUGAACCGACGCCGAUACCUACGCCUCAGCCACGCCAAGCGGUGCCGACAAUGAAUGAUACAACGAAAUCGUUCUUCAAAGGCAAUGCGCAACAACCUGCACGUAAGAUAGUGAACCUGUUCGACGAUGAACCUCCGGAACCGUUGCCAGACAGUUUGCCAGUACCGGAGCAGAAGAAAACGAUCAAUCUCUUUAUCGAAAGUGAGGACGACGAGGAGCAGGUGAAGGAGAAUGUGCGUAAUAACAACGUAACUUCUGCAACCGAGAAGCGACGUGUAGAGGAAGUGACUGCGAAACAGUCCCUGAAACCGGCCGGACCUGCCCUCACGAAUCCAAGGGCAAUGACAAAGCUGGUGGACGAGCUGAACAAUAAUUUCCGAAGGCAACAAGGACAGCCUGCGCCGGAAAAGACGAAGCCCGUGCCAGAAGACAACAGUCGCGCUCGCUCCUCAGUGACGAAUAUUUUCGACGAUGAGCCUCCUAUCGACGACUUCGACCGGCUGUUUAUUGCAGCGAACCCGACCGCCAAACCGGCCGUUCGGCAGACCAUUCUGCCCCAGCCAACCGCGAGGGUUGAGAAGGAGAAAAAGCCGAUAAAUCUCUUCGCAGAAGACGACGAGGACGAUUAUGAUGGUAUUGUGGUGGGCAGUAAUGAAACACGGCCACAGAAAUCCCCCAGCCAGGGAAGCUACAUCAGUCCUGGCAGGAGCAUGCUCACUAAACCCGCCGAACGGUUGCCUACGGUGAAGAAAAAAUCCAUCUUUGAUGAAUCAGAUUCCGAGGAGGGCACAAAUGAUGCAGAUUCCGAUCUGUUCGGAAGUACCACCAAAAAGGCACCCACGGUGAUGCCACCAGUCCAAAUACCAAAAGCUGCACCAAAAGUGACUAAAUCCAUUUUCAGCGAUAGUUCCGAGGCGGAAGACGACGACGAUGAGGCACUGUUUGGGAAGUCGUCCAGCAUUUUGAAGAAUAAAUUGGACGCGUUGAAAAAGAACGGUGGUGCGGCGGGACAGCAGGAAGUUGGUUCGACCAGCAAACCCGAGAGUAAACCUGUUAGUAAAAGCAAAUCACUGUUUGAUGAGGAUUCGGAGGAGGAUGCACAGGACGUUAAAAAGGACGAUGAUCUGUUUGGAAGUGUUUCGAAGUCAGCUGCAUCGUUAGUACUGGAUAAGAAGACGGUGAAUCCGGCCCCAAAAGUGUCUUUAUUCGAUGAUGAACCUCCAUCGGACGAUGAUGAUGCACUCUUUGGACAAAAUAGAAGGAAAGUUGAAACUCAACCGAGCAGUGUAGAAGCAACUCAAAAGGAAGGAAUUUCAUCGAAUGCGUCUGAAUCGGGAGGACCUAUCGCCACCAAUAGUAUUGUGGAUCUUUUCACUAAAACUGAGCCAAGUGCGAGUGUUCCAAAGCAGUCGCUUAAGAAUUCGGAACAACUCAAUUCUCAACCGGCCGUUAAAGAAAAUCCCGUUGAAUCGAAUAAUAGUAUUCGAAGUUUGAUAUUGAAGAAAUCCAUCUUCAACUCGGACUCGGAAAGUGAAGAAGAUGAUUCUAUCUUUGGUGCAGUAGGCAAAAGUUCGGAAAAACCAAACGUUUCAACGGCGGAACCCAAAGUUAGUGUUGAAGUAGAGAAGAGUGAGUUGAACCACGAUAAAGAAACACCACGUCAAACGAACGAUGAUGCACCGACGAUUGAAGAGAAGCAAUCGAUCGAAAAGGGGGCAAUAGUCGUGGAGGAACCCAAAUCGAAUGUCAACGAAAACGGAGAUAACAGCAUCGCUCAAAAUACUCUAGAAUCUGUGAACCAUGUGGACAAGAAUGAACCUAGCUCAAUUCAAAACGUCUUGCGUGCUCCGGUAGAUGACACUGUCCAAAUUCCUGUUGAUCCCAAAACAUCCAUUUUUGAUAGUUCAACGUCUGAGAAUGAAGCGGACCACGAUAGUGGAGAUAGCAUAACUCACCAGAUAAGCGAACUGACUGCGCAAUCCAAAGCAAGUGAAGAAAAUAUUAGUUUUGUACCAACUUUAGAACCAUCGGUCAAUGACAAUGUUUUCCAGGAAGAGAAUGCCUCAUUGCCUGCCGCUAAGGUCGAGGAAACAUCGGGUACAUCAGAAACUCCUCACACAAAACUACCCGAGCCAGAUGAAGGAACUCUCUCAGAUGAAACGCCCAAUGGCAUGAUGAUAGCGAACGACAUUGAUUACUAUUUGCAUACGAACGAACCUUCGAAAGAUGGUAGCGAGAAGCUUGCUUCAAAAGCAACGCCAGCAAUGGACCGACCGCCAGCACCGGUUACACCUCCUGCAGCAAAGUCUGAACCAAAAAGUGCCUUAAAUUUCAGCCCCAUCGGUCUGUUCGAUGAUGUUCCACCGCCGGACGAUGGCGACGAGACGGAUGACGUGACGCACCCGAAACAAUCCGCAUCCGUGGAGUCAACGUUGCCACCGAUCAUGGACGAAGCAUCUUCCUAUUCGCAAGAAUCGCAGUCACUGGACUUCAUACCGAGCGGAUCGGCUGGUGGCAAUCGAUCGCGAUAUCUGUUUGACGAUGAACCUCCGCCGGACGAGGCAGAUGAUAGCAGUGCAAAUCCCAGCUUUGCUAAACCGUCUGCCUUUAAGGUGGGCAGCGCAGUGGUGAAAGGACUUUUUGAUAACCCAGCACCCGCCUCGCUACCUCCAAUGGUUGAGGAUAGUCGGUCUGAAUCCAGCAAACCCAUCCGCCCAAAGGUUAACAAGUUGAACGCAAAAUUGGCCAUUAACGUGGCGGCAUUGUUGCCCGGUGCGAGACGACCGAUGCCAGCGAGCAGCUCGCCCGAAAAGCAGCUCGCCUCCACUGUCACGUCUGUUUCGAAAGACACGCCCGAAACUACCGCAAAACCAGCUCAAUCCGAAGAGGCUCCCAAUAGUGGAAAACUGACAGGCUUGAAUAAGGGCAGAGCAAGAAUUCCUACCAAACGGAAGCCUCCCUCACGGCAAACUCUUCGCGCCGGAUCUUUGGGCUCCUCGCUGCAGAGUUCCGUUAGUGAGGAAGAACGUAACGAAAAAGAUCCUCCCCAAUCAUCAGCUGCAGAUGAUCGCAUCGUGGUCGGGUCAGAAGGGAAGGUGGAACACGUUGAAGCAGGCCUUCCUCCACAAGAUAGUUUCCCACCAGCUAACCACACAACUGUGAGCUCAAAGGUGGAGAUAAAACGCACCGAAGAUCCCUUUGUCGAUCGUUUGAGUGCAAGUGUACGAAAUCCGUCGAAACGGGUGGUGCUACCGGAUGGGAAUGAUGGUGAUAAACCGUCAGUAACAGCUACGGCCAAGAAGACAACUGUAAAAACAUCGAAAACAUCGCUUUUUGGUGAUAGCGAUGGUGAGGGCGAUGAUGAUGAUUUUUUCAGUACGCUACCCACGAAAGGAGUUGUGAUUAAGAAGGAAGCAACGAAGCGGGCAGGGCAACCGAAGCCCGUUGCAGCUGGUAGCCGGAGUAUUUUCGGUUCGGACGACGAGGACGAAGCUGACGGAGGGGAAGAUGAUCUAUUCGGCACGAAGAAAUCAUCCAUUGCCGGACAGCUGAAGGCAAAGGUUCUGGAUGUGUCCGCGUCGCAGGCUGCUGGAGCAAGAAAGGAAAAGAAAAGUCUGUUCGAUGAUGACGAUGACGACGGGGACGAUGAUGAUGAUAUUUUCGGCAGUAAAAGCAAAACUAUCUCGAAAGUUAACAGCCAUCAGCAUCAAGCGAAUCCGGUCGGAAGAUCGUCUCUGUCAACGGUAACCAAACCGAUGACAACUACCACUAGCCCAGCUGAUGAUCCUUUGGCCGAUUUGCUGGCCGAUUCAUGAACCAGGGCGGCAGAUGUACGGCAGGCAGAAGGUAGAGGAUUAUGAAUCCUUUGACACCAGCGCGCUGCUGUCUUGUGCUUAUGCAAUUGAUAAAACCAUAUUUCACAAAAGGGAAGCGAACAAACAGCAGAAAGAGGGUUAUAAAAAGCAUGUCCGCUCGGGAGCAUACUGUUGAUCAUUGUUAACUGUUGCCGUGCUGCUGCUGGUGUUAUCUAGUCAUUUAAAGAAAUUUGAGUUCUACGAUCAAUAAGUAUUCCGUUUUAUUCAGC